Molecule: messenger RNA, 331 nt
Organism: Hymenoscyphus albidus
Lineage: Eukaryota; Fungi; Ascomycota; Leotiomycetes; Helotiales; Helotiaceae
Source: the annotation of a GenBank genome assembly
AUGCUGAAAAAGAGUUUGCAAGGUAUUAAUAGGCAAUACAGUUGCGGAGAGGGUGGUAUUGGCCAUGCAAUGGCUGACGAAUUUCUCAUCAAAGGUACUCCAGUUUUGGUCCACGAGUAGCCUCAUUGGCACACUUUCUUCAUAACUGACGCAUCAAGGUUACACGGUCAUAACGACUCUGCUAUCCCACGAAUCUCGCAAUCAUUUGACGGAUGCUGGAAUAAAUGUUUUCACGGCCGACGUCACUAAGGACGAGGACACAAUCGCUUUGCGUGACGAAGUGAUCAAGAUCACCGGUGGGGGUUUGGAUGUCCUUGUGAAUAACGCGUAG